This is a messenger RNA of Chenopodium quinoa (quinoa), 2385 nucleotides long. RefSeq names its product serine protease SPPA, chloroplastic-like. The record is from RefSeq and is a predicted model, not a curated record. The transcript is spliced from 13 exons. Gene Ontology annotation, biological process: proteolysis. Gene Ontology annotation, molecular function: peptidase activity. The coding region runs from base 310 to 2385 and encodes 691 amino acids. Lineage: Eukaryota; Viridiplantae; Streptophyta; Magnoliopsida; Caryophyllales; Amaranthaceae.
UACGUUAAGUUCAGUUUAGCUGAGUUCAGUCAAUGAGAACAGACCCUUAAUCUAUAAGGAAUAGUAGUAAAAAGUCAAUAUUCAAAUUGGUAACUUAAUCGGGUCGGAUUAGAUUAGGUUGGGUUGGGUGAUCGAGUUUUUAACAUAUGGAGUAUACUUUAUUUGCUUGAUGUAAGACAGUAAGAGAGUCGACGUGGAGGAAUAUGUAACCUUCCUGAACUAAUCAUCUUCUUUCUUCUUCCCCACUCAUUCAAAUACCAAACUACCAAUACCAGAAAUCACUUCACAAAGCUCUGCUCUGCUACAACAAUGGCGAAACUCCUUCAUUCAUCUCCUCGUUUCCACACAAUCCACCGCCAUAGCUUCCACCUUCUCUCCACUCUCUCUCCUCCACCUCCACUCCCUCUCUCUUCUCCCAUUUUCUCUCCCUCCCACUUUCUCUCUCCUCCUCCUUCUCCCUCUUUCUCUCUCUCCUCCUCUCUUCGCCUCGCUCCGAUUCUUCGUCGCCGCUAUUUCAAUUUCUCCACCAACGCUUUCGAUUCCGAUUCCAAUUCCGAUUCUAAUUCUAAGGUUAAGGUUGAAGAAAAGCUUGAUGAAGAUUCUGUUAAUGGCGCUCCUAAAUCUGAGGAAGUUUUUCCUAGUGGUGAAUUUGAAUUCAAAGAAUUUGGCGCUUGGAAGAGUUUUGUUGUUAAAUGUCGGAUGCUCAUUGCUUUUCCUUGGCAACGGGUUAAGAAGAACAGUGUUUUCACCAUCAAAUUACGUGGCCAGAUUUCUGAUCAGUUGAAAUCUCGGUUUUCGCAAGGGUUGUCUCUGCCACAAAUAUGUGAGAAUUUUAUAAAGGCAGCUUAUGAUCCUAGGAUUUCUGGGGUUUAUCUUCAUAUUGAAUCUUUGAAUUGUGGAUGGGGUAAAGUUGAGGAAAUUCGGAGGCAUAUUUUGGAUUUCCGGAAGUCAGGAAAGUUUGUUGUGGGGUAUCUUCCAACAUGUGGAGAGAAAGAGUAUUAUCUAGCUUCUGCCUGUGAAGAGGUAUAUGCACCUCCAAGUGCUUAUUUUCGGCUGUAUGGUUUGACUGUUCAAGCAUCAUUUCUUGGAGGUAUUUUUGAGAAAGUAGGUAUUGAACCACAGGUUGAGAGGAUUGGGAAGUUUAAAAGUGCUGGAGACCAGCUUACACGCAAAUCUAUAUCUGAAGAAAAUCGAGAGAUGUUGACUACAUUGCUUGAUAAUAUCUAUGGAAAUUGGCUUGAUAAAAUUUCAGCUGCUAAAGGAAAAAACAAAGAUGAUGUUGAGAAGUUCAUCAAUGAAGGAGUAUACAAAAUUGAAAGGCUUAAAGAGGAGGGAUGGAUAACAAAUAUUAAUUACGAUGAUGAGGUGGUUUCGAUGUUGAAAGAAAGAUUGGGGAUUGAGAAGGAAAAGAAACUCCCCAUGGUUGAUUACAGACGAUACUCUGGAGUGAAAAAAUGGACCCUGGAAUUAUCUGGAGGAAAAGAGAGGAUUGCAGUCAUAAGAGCCUCUGGAAGCAUCAGUCGUGUUCGUGGCCCUUUAAGUUCGUCUACAUCAGGCAUAGUUGCAGAACAGCUAAUCGAGAAAAUACGUAGUGUAAGAGAAUCCAAAAGAUAUAAAGCUGCAAUAAUUCGAAUUGACAGUCCUGGAGGUGAUGCUCUUGCUUCAGAUCUGAUGUGGCGGGAGAUAAGACUUUUGGCUGCCGAAAAACCUGUUAUUGCAUCAAUGGGUGAUGUUGCAGCUAGUGGGGGAUAUUACAUGGCGAUGGGAGCAGUGACUAUAGUUGCAGAAAAUCUUACUUUGACUGGUUCAAUUGGAGUUGUCACAGGGAAGUUCAAUUUGGGAAAGCUGUAUGAAAAGAUUGGAUUCAAUAAGGAGAUCAUAUCAAGGGGAAAGUUUGCUGAGCUCACUGCGGCAGAGCAGCGAUCUUUCAGGCCGGAAGAAGCAGAGCUUUUUGCAAAGUCUGCCCAGCAUGCUUAUACACAAUUUCGAGAUAAAGCAGCCUAUUCAAGAUCAAUGCCUGUAGAUAAGAUGGAAGAAAAUGCACAAGGAAGAGUCUGGACCGGAAGUGAUGCUGCUUCUCGAGGACUUGUUGAUGCUUUAGGUGGAAUGGGCCGUGCAGUUGCCAUAGCAAAGCAAAAGGCUAACAUUCCCCAAGAGCAACCGGUAUUUCCUUUCUAUUUUAUGGCUCAUACCUCUCUAAUGUUUGGUGUUAAUUUUACUCCAACUCUUUCUUUCUAUUUUGUCAAGACCAUCCCUUCGUUGCCAGAGAUUUUGAGUGGCAUAGGGGGUACUAUUGUUGGGGUGGACAGAACUCUAAAAAUACUACUUGAAGAGUUGACAUCUAUGGAGGGAAUCCAGGCAAGAAAUGGAUGGGAUCAUCUUUGA